Messenger RNA from Paramecium pentaurelia, 2512 nucleotides. NCBI's taxonomy places the organism in Eukaryota, Ciliophora, Oligohymenophorea, Peniculida, Parameciidae. The record is from the annotation of a GenBank genome assembly.
AUGAUGAACACUAUCAUUGAUCAACUAAAUAAAUAGGAUUAUCAAAGUAUUAUUUAUAAUUAAAUUAUGAUAAGAUUGCUUCACUUCUGUAAAUAAAUUUUUAUAGGAGAAUGAAAAAUAGAAAUCAUUUCCAAAAGAAUAUCUCAAAUUAUUUAUUGGCAUCUUGAAUUCAUUAAAGAGUAUUAUAGUUGAGUAAGAGAAUAAAGAAUUUAAAUUCAAACUGUUCUAAAUUCUUAGAUUACUAACAAGAUCGUAAGAUGUUUCAUUUAAUGUUCAAUCUCAAGAAUUUAUCACAUUGAUUGAUUUAAUGUAAAUUAUUUAAAAAUAAACCUCUUAAUCUUUUACAAUGAUGUAAAUAGAAAAUUUGAGCAUUUAAAAACGAUUGAUUUAUUUCAAUAAUAAGGUAUGUGUUUAUUUUUAUUAAAUUAUUUUAGUUGUUAAAAACCUUUAAUUCUAAAUAAAUACAUUCACUCUUAGAUUUAAUGACAUCUUCUUCAAAGGAUUUGAAAUUAAGUUUAUUAGAUUAUAUUAAAUUAGCAAUGGAAAUAGAUGGAUAAUUAAUAUAAUCUGAAAUUUCAUCUCUUUAUUAUGUUGGGAAAAUGCUUGUCUUACUUGAAAAUAAUGAUUAAGAAUUAAAAAUUUAGACAGCAAAUUUAAUUACAAAAUUAUUAGAUUGUUAUCAAUUUAGUGAAAACUUUCGUAAAUUAACAGGAAUGGCAACUGUAAUUUAGGAAAUAGAAAAGAAAGACAAUGAUAAAUUAGAAGUAAAGAUACCUCUAUUAAAUUUAUUAAUGAGAAUAUCUUCUGAUAGCAAGAAUUAUACCGAUCUUAAAGUAAAAAUUACAUAAAAUUUUAUAAGUUAUAUGGAAUUAUAGAAAUUUUGCUAUAAAAUUUAGAUCAUUAAGAGUACAUGAUUGUCACCACAGUUAUAAAUAUUUUUGGUUAAUUAAGUUUUGAUGAUGAAUUAUCAACCAAAAUAGCAUAGAAAGGAUUAUGUAUAGAUAUAAUAUAAAUAUUAGAAAAAAUAAUUAAUCUCAUAUUUAUGUGUCAUCCUCAUAGAAUUAAGUAAUUAAAGUUUAUUGAUAUUAAUAAAAAGGAUUAUCCAAAGGCUAUUUAAGAAUUGCAAAUUUAUACAUUUAGAUUAUUGAGAUAUUUAGCUUCUCUAAAUAGACAUAGACACAUUUUUAAAUAAUUAUUUAUUCCUAGAUUAUUAUAAUAAUUUAUUGACAUUGAGAAUUUUAAUAAAACUUUAAAUGCAUAUAAAAAUUUAGUUGAUGAUUUCAAUUAAAUAGAACCUGAAGAUUUAUUAUGCAUGUAAGAAACAUUGCAAUAAUCUGCAGAAAAUUUUUAUAUACAAAAUACAAUAAAGAAAAUUGGAAAUUAUGAAAUAUUGGAAUAAAUAGGAAAAGGUGCAUUUGGAUCAGUUUAUUUAUGUAGAUUAGGAGGUAAUUUUUAUGCAAUAAAAUAAAUUAAUGAUGUUGAAACUUUAUAAUAUAGAGAGGUAUAAAUACAUUCUGAAUUGAAUCAUCCUAAUAUUGUUAAAUUAUAUGAAUGCUUCAUUCAUGAACAUUCAUUAUGUUUAGUUAUAGAAUAUAUUAAAGGAAUGAAUGUAUAAGAAUUGAUAAAAUUAAUGAAUGAGAAAAAUUAAUAAAUAGAAGAAGAAAAUGUAUGGAAAAUAUUGAUAGAUCUACUAUCAGUACUAAGAUAUUUACAUAUUGAUAAGAACAUUGUUCAUAGAGAUUUAAAUCCUGCAAAUAUAAUGGUAGAUUCAUCAUAUUCAAUUAAAAUCUGUGAUUUUGGAUUGGCUAAACAUUUUUAAGAAGAUAUCAUAAAUAAUUCAUUUGUUGGAACAUUAAUAUAUACUUGUCCAUAAAUAGUAGAGAAUAAGGCGUAUUCUGAGAAAGCAGAUGUUUGGGCUUUAGGAUGUAUAUUAUAUGAAAUGCUUUAAUAAAAGCCUGCAUUUUAAUCUGCAAAUCCUUUGAUGCUUGCAAAAAAGAUUGUUUAAUUAGAAUAUGAAUAAAUAAAUUAAGGGAUUUAUAGCAAUGAAUUAAUAAAUAUAGUUUAGUUAUGUCUUUAGAAGGAUGAAGAUAAAAGGCCAUCAGUUAAUGAAUUGUUAGAAAUGAUAAGUUUAAAGAUGAUUAUUUUAAUGGAUAAUAUAAAAUAAGAGAAAGAUGAUUUGAAAAGUGAAUUACAAGAUUUAUAAUCUAAAAUCAAUGAUUAAUAGUAUGAAAUAAAAAAAGAAUAAUAAGAACCAGGAUUAUAAGUUUGGAAUAUAUUUUAGAAACUCUUACAAUUGUCACUUCAUGAUAAUAAAACUAUUGAUGCUAAAAAUUAAUAUUUGAUUGAAUAAUUUAGAAGAAAGAUAAGUAAACCAGACAAUGAAAUUAAUAUUUAGACUGAAUUAACUAAAUUAACAUUUUUGUCAAAAGAAUUUAUAUCAUAUUUACCAAAGAUUACUUAUGAACAACUAUUUUUUAUAAUUGAGACUGAAUGUAAAUAAUAAUAAAUUUGA